UUGGUGCUACGAUUUAGAAAACAGAGACAGAGCAGGCAGUAAUUUGAGAUUAUAUAGUCCCUGUGCGAGUUAAUUUGUUACUUGGACCCGUGUUAUUGUGUUAAAUUACCCUAAUACAGUGUGUGUUUGCUGAAAUCGCUGCAACAACUCAGCCGGCUGAAGGUUUGGUGGUAGCUGGGUGGGCAUUAUCCCCAUUCAGCUAGUUAGCUAGCUAGCUAGCUAGCUAGCGGCCGUUAGCAGCCAGUUUUCACGCAGCACUUAAACAGAGAACAGGAUCGUUGUUUGUCUAUAGGCUGUUUGUUCUAUACCUGGAGUCAGUCAUGGAGAACGAUGGUUGUGUUGAACAGAAGAAUGGCGGAGAUGCGGCUGUGGACACAGCUAAACAACAGCCAGCAGCCACAGCUCCAUAUAGAUACACUAAGGAGGAGCUGCUGGAUAUAAAAGAGCUGCCAAUCUCCAAUGAAAGGCCAGAAUGUCUGUCAGAUAAAUAUGACAGUGAUGGUGUCUGGGAUCCUGAGAAGUGGCAUGCCUCGCUGUAUCCCACUUCAGAGCGUAACUCUCCAGUGGAAGGUUUUAAGAAGGACUAUGUGGAUGACAGAGUUCCUUUGAAACGAAGGAUCCCAGAUCCCCGUGAGCGGUUAAAGGAGGAUGAUCUGGAUGUCAUACUAAGCCCACAGCGACGCAGCUUUGGGGGUGGAUGUCAAGGCAACGCUGCACCUGCACUCCACAUCCGUCGCCCAAUCAGCCCUCUGGAAAAUAAGGAAAAUGAGACACUCCGUUUAGGAGGGGCGCGCAGGAUUGGCAGCGGCCGCAUAAUUGCUGCCCGAGCCUUUGAGAGAGAAGCCCGUGUGGAGAAGGAGAGGGAACGUGAGAGAGACUUUAAGGAUAAAAGAUUCAGGCAGAGAGAUUUUGGUGACAAACGUGUGUUUAGUGAAAGAAGAAGGAAUGAUUCGUAUGCCGAGGAGGAGCCAGAGUGGUUCUCAGGGGGUCCCACAAGCCAGUCUGAGACAAUUGAGCUCAUUGGAUUUGAUGACAAAAUCCUGGAAGAUGAUAAACGCAGGUCCAAGCGGUCAAGGAAGCGGACAGAGUCCUUAAAAGAAGUAGUGGAAUGUAAUGGUGGACAGGGUGACGAGAAAGAUGGGGGUUUGCAGUCUACAGCUGAUCAGGAGGUUCCCCACCCUGACGUGCUGCCGGAGCAGUCAACUGGAGACUUUGACUUCAAUGAAUUCUUUAAUCUGGAGAAGACCAUGCCGGGGCUGGCCUCUAUGAUAGAGGACGUUUUGGGGGAGGGCCCUGUGUCAGCUAGCCGCUUCAGUCAGUGGUUCUCCAGUAACCUGAGCCCUUCAGGCAGCCAGUCCAGCAGUCUGAGGUCCACUCCCCAUGAGGAGCUGGAAAAACUAGCAGGGCUUGAACCCCGCUGCACUUCCCCAAGCCAAGACCCCGUCCCAUACUUCACACCUAUUCAAUCAUCAGAGUGCAGGGAGAAGGUGGACAUCCUGGAGCUGCUGCACAAGGCCAAAAUAGACCUGAAGCCUCUUCUUUCCACCCUGUCAGUCAACAAGGCUCGUCUGCGGGAAAGCAGUGAGUCUAACACUGGAGCAGUGCUCUCGCUGGAGGAGGUGGAGGGAGAGAUGAAGGGGAUGAAGCUGGGCUCGGGACCUCAGGUGCGAAAGGUGGUGGCUCCGCAGAGAGGAAACGGGACUCCGUUCAUGGCGGAGCAUUUAGAGGAGGCUUUAACUGGUGGCUCCAGUGCCCGUCCACGUUCCCGUGACACAGACAUGUCAGCCUUUAAUAAACUGGUCAGCAGCAUGAAGGCAAGUGGAACUCUGCCAACUCACCCCAAAACCAACACAAACAAUCUGCAGCAACAUUCAGACCCGGCCGUGGUGACGAUGUCUGAAGCUCAGGUGCCUGCUCAGCAGCAGAAGAACAUAUUCCAGGAACUCUUAGGAUGUCCUGCUCGUAGUGGCUCCCCUACGCUACUGGGUAAUCUGUUGGGCAGCUCUGAGGGUCCAACGACCUCUGCCCCUCUACAUGGCCUGCUACACAAGGGCCCUUCACCCCCUCUGUUUCCACAGAGGGCACCCUCACCUGACUAUUUCAACAGUCGAUUGCAAUCUUCAGCAGGUUUUCCUGUGGGUCCUCAGUCCAUGCUGCAAGAUCAGUUUGCUGAUGUACACAGGUCAAUCAGCCCUGGAUCCACCACACAGCAGCAGAUGAGAGCACUCUCCAUGCCGGUAAAUCGGGCGGAUCUGGAAGCUCUGGCAUUCCAACAGGACCUCGCUCUACAUGUCCACCAUAUGCAGUCUGGCUACAACAAGCUGCCACAGGACAAAUCUUUUCGAAAUCGACCUCAGCGUGUUAAUCGGUCUCCUGGUCCAGGCCCUCAACCCGCUGGAAGAAACUCUCCAGGCAAUCCUGUCACUAGCAUGUUGUCCCCGUCAUUUACACCAACAUCUGUGAUUCGCAAAAUGUAUGCAACUAAAGAGAAAAGCAGAGAUGAGCCAUCAAGUCUAUCAGAGACCAAGGAGGAGACAGCAGUGCACACUCAAGAUGAAAACAGCUCCCCAAACCUAUAUCUGGAAAUGAUGGAUGGGACUGCUGCUCAGUCUGGGGGAGUAAAGGCCGGCUCUCACACCUUGCCAAGCAAGGACCAGGAGCGACUGAGGCCAGGCUCUGCUGGACAUCAUACGCCCACUAUGGUACCUCCAGGACCAUCCUCAUCUUACCCUCGUCCCAUCUAUCCAGUACCGCUGCUGUCCCACGUGCCGAUGGUACGCCCUCCUCCCCAGCUACACCCUAAUGUGGUUCAAAGAAUGCUGGCGCAGCCCCAGCAACUUGGGCCUGCUCUUAUGCAAGCAGGUAUAUUUCCACCACACGUUGACCUUGCACAACUUCAAGGCUUGCCUCCUACCCUACUUGGACAACCUCUGUACCCUUUAAGUGCAACAGGACAUCCACUUCUACCUCCCAGAGCCAGUACUCAGAUGCAGCUAGCAGUAAUGCAGCAGCAUCUUCAACAACAGAGACCAGUACAUCCGGGCAUUGCAGGCCCCCAGUCCCAGAGCCAUGCCCCUAACCGGACAAACUGCUCCCAGCAACAUGGGGGCAGCCCCCCACUAGGCCUCGCCAAGUGGUUUGGAUCAGACGUGCUAGAGCAGCCGCUCCCCUCCAUGCCAGCCAAGGUCAUAAGUGUAGAUGAAUUGGAGUUCCGGCCGUAAGAAAACACUGCGCUGGAUUGCAAGAUUUUUUUGUUGUUUUUUUUUUUUUUUGCCUCCAACCUCAUCAUUACCAUUAAAAAAUGUGAACUUUAAUUUGAGAGGCAGCACACAGACCUGGACAGUCUAACCAUGCUUUUGUCUUCAUCCUUGAAGUCACUGCUUCACUGCUUUGGAGGAGGCUUAUCAGCAGAAAAGGGAAGACAAGUGAUGGAUUUGUUAUUGCAGCUGAGUGAUUUUUUUUUUUUUUUCUCCUUUUUGUAUUAGACUCUCGCAGUAAAUUAUGUAUAGAGCAAUUGUACAGACCAUGGGAAAGAAUCUUAUUCUCCCUGUAUAUAGCUAUGGUUUCUUUAUCUUGUGAUGGGGAAGGUGAAACUAACCUGCAGUUCAAAUUAAAAACUGCGAGAGACAGUCACCAAGAGCUGGUAGCAUUCCUUUUGUCUUGUCACCUAUAAUUUCCCCCUUGAACUGCACUGAGAAAGGGCUACUGCUUGUGAAAAAUGAUGGAUCGACGAGUCACUUCAGUUGUAUACUCUCUCCUUCCUUUUUUUUUGGCAUGGCCCUUUUUAUGUAGAAGUGACAGGCUGGAGCAAUUCAAGACGACUCCAGGGGAUGCAUCAACUGCUUGGUUGUGCCUUUUUCAUUGAGUGUUUUUUUUUGUUUUUUUUUCUCCUUUUUAAACUGUAUCCUCCCACCAUCCAUACUGUCACCGGGGAGCAUCUCUGCUCACAUUGUAAUUUUUUUUCUUUUGUUCUUUUUGUGCAGGUGAUGGGGAUUCAGUUUAUGUGCGAUAAGUUAAAAGCACAAA
Scomber japonicus (chub mackerel) is the source of this 4026-nucleotide messenger RNA. It is a transcript of the gene eif4enif1, whose product is annotated as eukaryotic translation initiation factor 4E nuclear import factor 1. The transcript has 19 exons. Gene Ontology annotation, molecular function: mRNA binding. Gene Ontology annotation, cellular component: nucleus; cytoplasm. Gene Ontology annotation, biological process: negative regulation of translation. The record is from RefSeq and is a predicted model, not a curated record. The coding region runs from base 321 to 3221 and encodes 966 amino acids. NCBI's taxonomy places the organism in Eukaryota, Metazoa, Chordata, Actinopteri, Scombriformes, Scombridae.